UACGAGCAGCGAGCGGCCCGCGGCGAGGCGGGAGAUGGUGGGGUGGGCUCUGGCAGGAUCGCGUCGCCUCCGCCGCCGCCGCUGCUGCUGCCCGGAGCCUGGGCUCGGUACCGCCCCGCCGGCCCCCACCGAGCGCAGCCCUGCUUCCUCCUCGCCGCAUCCCUGAGGGAAGCGCCGCCUCUGCUCCCGGGUUCUGCUCCUUCCUGGCCAGACCCCGCGGCGCUCCACCCGGGUGGCCGCAGGAGCAGCUCUCCAGGCUGCCGUUGUUGCUGUCUCUCUCCCUCUCCCCCUGCCUUUUCCCCGUCUCCCCACAACCCCCCACCGCCUCGGAUCCUUCGGCUGGGCGGCUGAGGCAAAGGGGAAGAGGCUGGGGUCGCCACGGGGAAGGUUGCUGCCGCCACCCCCCUGCGGGGGUGGCCGGGGUUCCCGGCUGGGGGGGCACCGUUCCAGGUGAGGCAUCCACCAUGGUGAGGCCCCUGAGCCGCUGUCCCCGCGCCCCCCCGGCCGCCGCUGCCUCCUGCCCCUCGGUGCUGCUGCUGCUCCCCCGCCUGCUGUUGCUCCUCCAUCUCCAGAUCGGAUCACGUUGAGGGAAAGAUGAGCGAGGAGACGGCGACUUCUGACAACGAUAAUAGUUAUGCACGAGUGCGAGCUGUGGUGAUGACCCGAGAUGACUCGAGUGGUGGCUGGUUACCACUGGGAGGGAGUGGACUAAGCAGCGUCAGUGUCUACCGAGUCCCUCAGCAGGAAGAGAAUGGCUGUGCUGACUUUGUUAUCCGUGGAGAACGACUCAGGGACAAAAUGGUGGUUUUGGAGUGUAUGCUUAAAAAAGACCUCAUUUAUAAUAAGGUCACUCCAACAUUUCACCACUGGAAGAUCGAUGACAAGAAGUUUGGCCUUACCUUUCAAAGUCCUGCUGAUGCGAGGGCUUUUGAUAGAGGCAUUAGAAGAGCCUUAGAGGAUAUUUCUCAAGGAUGCCCAGCAUCAAAAAUUGAAGCUGAAGAAGCUGAAGAUGACUUACAAGUAACUGAAGAGGACACUUCCAGUUCUCUUGUGAAAGAGCACCUUUUCCAGCAAGAUACCGUCAUUACCAGUGAGCCUUACCGAAGCUCGACUGUCAGAACUUCUCCUUUUGAGGAUCUCAAUGCCAGAAGAGUCUACUUGCAAAGCCAAGCCAAUCAGAUGACAUUUGGUCAGCCAGGCCUAGACAUUCAGAGUCGAAGUAUGGAAUAUGUGCAGCGGCAAAUAUCCAAGGAAUGUGGAAAUCUAAAGCCCCCAAAUAGGGUGCCCUUGAAGUCAAUCAGACACGUCAGCUUUCAAGAUGAAGAUGAGAUUGUUAGAAUAAAUCCUCGAGAUAUCUUAAUACGUCGCUAUGCAGAUUACAGACAUCCCGACAUGUGGAAAAAUGACUUGGAGAGAGACGAUACUGACUCCAAUAUUCACUUUUCUAAACCAGAGAAUAAGAAAUCAGACUAUCUGUACUCUUGCGGGGAUGAGACUAAGUUAAGUUCACUCAAAGACUCCGUGGUAUUUAAGACACAGCCUUCCUCAUUAAAAGUUAAGAAAUCAAAACGAAGAAAAGAGGAUGGUGAACGUUCUCGCUGCGUAUACUGCCAGGAAAGGUUUAAUCAUGAAGAAAAUAGCAGAGGAAAAUGUCAGGAUGCUCCAGAUCCUAUUAAACGAUGUAUCUAUCAAGUUAGUUGCAUGCUCUGUGCAGAGAGCAUGUUGUAUCAUUGUAUGUCAGACUCAGAGGGAGAUUUUACUGAUCCCUGUUCAUGUGACACUAGCGAUGACAAGUUCUGCUUACGGUGGCUAGCCCUGGUAGCUUUGUCUUUCAUUGUACCUUGUAUGUGCUGCUACGUCCCUCUGAGAAUGUGCCAUCGCUGUGGUGAGGCAUGUGGGUGCUGUGGUGGGAAGCAUAAAGCUGCUGGAUGAAGUAAUCCAGUGCCAGAAUGAGCUUACAAUCUUUGUUUCCAGGGAUUAGCUAACUUGGAUUUGUGGAAGCUUUUGGCAAGCAGUAUGGAAUCUUGCCUGGUAUCAUGUGGGCCACAUGUGGAGGAAGCAGAACUCAUCCGUUCCUGGCAUUUCACUAAUGCUAGCCGUGCCUAACUUUUCCCUUGAGUGCAUGGCAUGUUUUGUUACAGGUUGUAGAGUAUUUACAGAAGGAAAUCGUUUCUGAGUAUUGGCUAUAAAAGCAUAAACUAUCCAACUGCAAGGGAUUAAUUUUGGCAUUUUUGUAUAUUUAUGCAGUAGGUGAUGGGAUUUCUGGGUUUGAAUUCAUUAGGAUACAAACUAAAAAGUGCACUAGCAGGCAGUUGAUUUCAACCUAAGAAAAGUUAACACUUGGGAAUUAUAAGAAGUAAAAACAAGUGCAACUAAAUCAUUUCUUAGUUGUUUUUUGAAAGCAGUUUUAUGUAUAAAUAACAAAUGUUUAUAUUUAACUAAUGUAAGGUACGAAUUAUUACAUAUUAAACUUUCCUUCCCCUUCCUAGUUUGGAAGUAGAUAACACAUUUGUCUACUGUCACAUUCCAUAUAUUUUGAAUAUUUAACUCAUCUAGUUAAUAAUGUUUUUAUUCCAUGUAAAUGAUUUGGUAUUUCCAUCCUCAUUUCACUUUGGCUACAGUUUAUAUUGAGUUAUAUCUAUACAUUCUCAAAAACCCUUAAAAAUAUUCUAAUAGCCUUGAGUGACCAACCCUUUUUUUUUAAGCACAGAUGUAAUUGUCUAAUGUUCUGAUGGGAAUGUAACACUUAUUUUUAUAUAAAAAAGAGACUUGAGUAAACAUUAUUAAAAAAAGUGAAGUUUUUUUAGUCAUUUUGUUUUAUAUGGUAUUCAACCAGCAAGUUGUUUUCUUUCAGAGCUUCAUCCUUCAGAAAAAUUACAUAUCGCAUUUACAAACAUUUUACAAGGCAAAAAAUGUAACUGGAUAGUAGACAUAAAACAGUUUUGAUAUCUCCUUUGAUUCUGCUAAAACAGCAUGUUCAGCUGUGUUAUUGUUUAAUAAUUCUCAAUGCUCACUAUUCACAUAACUGAUCAUUUUGCUCAGUUAUGUUUUAUUUUUAUUUAAAUGGGCCAAAAGCAAAAUUAUGUUAAAAUGUGUGCUAACUACCCCGGAAAGUGUUAAUCCAGCAUUGUGAACGAAAUGUUUUGUACAUAUCCGUUUGUUUUGCAGGCUGUUGUCUUACUGGAUGUUUAAUUUGCAGCAUUAGUUGGAUACAUGUUACAACAAACUGUUUAAAUAUCAUGGGAUCAGAUUUUUUUUUUUAAUAUUACGUUAAAACUCUAACCAAGCAAGGGGUUCUGUAAGAACAUUCCCUUAGAGGGAAAAGUUGAGAAGCGUGCCUUUUUAUCAAUGGCUUAACAUUUCAAACGUGAUAAAAAUUAAAAUCACACUACCAUUUAAAGCUCAUUUUCUAUGCAGGAUUUUUAAUGUCAUUUACGUAUCAUUCUUUUUUACAUAUCGUACUUCAGCUUGUGUUAGCUUUUUUCUUUUGCUCCAGAUCAAACUGAACAAUGUAUAUAUAACACUAUCUGUCUGUAAAAUACUUUUUUUAAGAAAGCAUUUAUAUUUAUAUGACAGCUUGAACUGACAAUAUUGUGUAUAUAGAUCAUCUUGAGGUAUUAUUUCACAUUGAAAAGAAGAAAAUAUAUUGAUAACUAUAGAUGUUAUGAAGAAGAGGUUAUUUCUAGUUUUGUACUAAAAAUCAAUUGGAUGAGCUAAGUCCAAACCAUGACACCGUAGCAGCAGUUUUAAGUCUUAUUUUUACUGUUUAUAUAUUUGGAUGCUGCUGCAUCAGAUGAUCUUCAUCCCUGAAGUUUUCAGCUAAACUUGGUUUUCUAGAAUAGACUGUUAACUUUCAAAAUUAAAAUUACUUUUUACUGGUGAUAUGGAAAUUCUGAUUUUCCUUGUGAAUGAGUUUUCAUAUUUGUAAGUGCUGAGUUUAUAAUUCAGGUUUGAGCAAGGUGUGAAUUACUGAAGAAAAUAACUUGCUGGCUAUAGGAAAAUGCUGUGGAAAUUAACCGUGUACAUACUUGUGGGAAGAACAGAUUUAAUCAUUUUUUUCCUGUUAAGCACUAAUCAGUGUAGUGCAACUCCUGGUUCUGUACUGUAUUUUAUAUGCAACAUAUAUGCUUUAAUAUUUUAAUGUUUGUGCAUUAAUAUUUUCAAUUUGUUUAACCACUUUGCUGCUAAGAUUUUGCCAUCCCCAUUUUUCUUUUUACGAUUUUAAACAAGUUUCUUCAUUAAAAACUACGGUGAUGAAAUGGUUUUUAAUUCAGCUUGGGUCUUUAUAAAAAACAUACCCUGUUUCUGAAUCAGUCUAGAAGUCUGACUAAAUAAUAUUGUCAUCUGAAUCCACUAAGUGGAAAAUUUCUCCCAUGAGUUACAAUUCCUGUGUGAAAACAAAUGGAUAGUAUAAAUCUCUGAUUCUUAAAAUGUGUACAGAUAUAUUUGAGGUGUCCUGUUUUCUAUAGAUUUGCCAAUGCCAAUUGGCUUUUCCUCUAAAACUUUGUUUUUAAUAUGACUUUAUGAGCAGAUGACUCAGCAAAACUGCUUUUUAAGUGUUAGUAAAUAUUGAAAACAAAAAACGUAAAUGGCAUGACAGGAUUUUGAUAAACUUGUUCAGAAUUGAUCAUUCAUCAUUGAUACUAAUGACUUGAAAUGAGAUGCACAGUGUGGAGCCUCAGCGCCCCCUGCUGGGUGAUUUCCAGACCAGGACAUGAGAUGGCCAUAGGGAUCUGGAGAGUUCAUGGCCACUAGCAACAGGGAUGUCUAAAUGGUGGCCACCUCCUGGUGGGAAACCAGGAGUAAGAAGUAUCUCGAACAACUGUAAGAUUCUUUUCCCUAAUGCGUCUUGUUGGUCACAAGAGAUUUUAAGCACUUUUUUCUUACAUAUUCUGUUUAAAAAUAUUUAUUGAUAUUGGGAACUGCUAGUCAAAGUUAGUAGAUAAGCUGAGGCAUUUUUUGAACCAGUUCCUUUUACUUGUAAAAGCCAUACCAAAACGGUAUUCUUAUUUUUCCUCCCAUUACCAGUCAGGGAGAAUUUGAAAUAGAAUAAGACAAUAACAACAACAAACCCUAGUCAUUUCAUCAUGACAAUUACAGAGAAUGUGUGUGUAUGUUUCUGAGAUGGUGGCUGGGCAGGGCUUUAUAUUUAAAGGGAAAAACUUGAAACUACCUACUUUCAUUGGUUAUUCAGCAGUGCCUAAAAUGAACUUUUAAAGUAAAAUAAAUGCACUUUCAAUUCAUGUAUGUAGUGCCAUCUGGUAUUUUAGGUAAGUCUUGGUUUCUUUCUUUCUCCUCUUCCUCCCUUCCUGAAUGGCACACGAUGUUUCUUCUUGUCCAUGAGGUCUACAGAGUGCGGGAAGCAGGUAUUUUCCUUCACAUAGGCAAGAGAAAGGAUUUUAAGGAUGUUUCUCUAGGAAGUUUACUAAACAUCUUGUCUUUACCCUUGAAAAUGUAUGUUGAAGACUGGGUUUUUAAUAACCCAAAGAUGCAUUAAACAAGUGUGACAACAUUUUUCUACAUGAACCCUUGAAAAUUUUUGUUACUGAAAAACAUAUUCUUCACUAAAUAUUACUCUCAUUCUUGAUUUGACCUCCAUGAUCACCUUUCUAAAUAUGAGGGAAAGCACUAGAAACUUGCACUACUGUUGCACUUAAAAUUAGUUCCGUAAAUCACAAUAGCACUGUUAAGGUGCUUUGUGAUUACUCCGAUAAUAAUAAAAAAAAAAAUUAACAAAACACAACCAGAGGUGAUUUAUGUAAACCAAAAAAAGGGCUUUAAGGUAUUAAGAUACUGUUUGCCUAGCAGCCAGGUGGUUAUAAAAUUUUCAUGUGCUUUGGUACACUGAUAAAUGUUAGUCAUUGUUCCUGAAAGCUUCUUUAAUGGCAUAAGUUGUUAACUUUAACUUUUUUCAAAGAUAACCUAGUUGAAAAGCCUUUGUAUUAAAGAUACACAUAGAUUUUUGUGAACUUUUCCAGUGUGUAGUCUCACUUGCUUUCUAUUCUUGACCUCAAAAGUGCCUCACUUGUAUAUUAUUUCCAUUAAAAGCUUGACUGAAUUCUUUCUAAAAAGUAAUGAAAAAUGGUUUUAACUCAUGUCAUAAUGUAUCUCCUCAUAUAUAGUUGAGUAGUUUAAUAGUUUUGAGUAUAUAAUGUAAAUAUGCAUAUAUAAGUUUGUAACCUUUUUUGUUACAUCAUAUCCAUGUAAUUGGACAUAUCAGAUGAUAUCAUAAGAAUUUGUUUUAAUGGUUUUUCCCCUCUUUGGAAUUACCUAAUUAAAUCUAUCAUGAAAUAUAAAA
Ochotona princeps (American pika) is the source of this 6298-nucleotide messenger RNA. RefSeq names its product sprouty related EVH1 domain containing 1 (gene SPRED1). Gene Ontology annotation, biological process: multicellular organism development; negative regulation of MAPK cascade. Lineage: Eukaryota; Metazoa; Chordata; Mammalia; Lagomorpha; Ochotonidae. Gene Ontology annotation, molecular function: protein kinase binding. Bases 595 to 1932 code for a protein of 445 amino acids. The record is from RefSeq and is a predicted model, not a curated record. The transcript is spliced from 7 exons. Gene Ontology annotation, cellular component: membrane.